Molecule: messenger RNA, 11564 nt
Organism: Dermacentor andersoni
Lineage: Eukaryota; Metazoa; Arthropoda; Arachnida; Ixodida; Ixodidae
Gene: Gapvd1
Product: GTPase activating protein and VPS9 domains 1
Biological process (GO): vesicle-mediated transport; regulation of GTPase activity
Cellular component (GO): endocytic vesicle; cytosol
Molecular function (GO): guanyl-nucleotide exchange factor activity; small GTPase binding
Source: RefSeq, a predicted model, not a curated record
CAAUGGUGGACGGUGGGUGUCGGAAUUUAUGAAUCAGAAUUGGGAUUGCGUGUGUUAUGUGUACACUGAAUCAACGCUGGAUUUGAGCAGUAAUUGACUGAAAGUUUAAAGUGUGGCCAUGGGACUGAAGAGGGGCAGCGCAGGCAAUUCUGGCCUGCGUGCAGAGCUCCUCCAGUUGGCUGCCCGGCUCCGCCGUGAGCAUCUGUUUGUGGACUCCGAAAAGCGAGAGCUGCAGCGGUUGAAUGAGCGUGUGCAACGCUCUGUUGAACGCCUCCAGCAUCUGUCUUGGAUCUGGCGGCAGCAGCGCAAUGCAUUGGAUGCCCUUGUCCUUGGUCGUGAUGGAAGCCCUGCCUCGUGUUGCCAGCGCCUCAAUGCCCUUGAGGCUGCAUGCUUCGUGGAUUCGUAUCGCGUCCUGGGCAUUCAUGACGUCGCCUAUGCAACACUGCUUCGCAGCCUUCGUCAGGAUCCCUGCCUGGUGGCUGUGUGCCUUGUGCGUGGCCCUACAAGUCAACUCCAGGCGGCCGUAGACAUUUUAGUGUCAUGUGUGUAUGGCUGUGGGACCCUCUCUGAAGAUCAGACACUCAUGCUACAACUGUUGCGUGAGCUGAUGGUGCUGCAGCUGGAAGGUUGCGACAAUGUGCGGCGCCUUCUGCAACAUGGCUCAUGCGCCUUCAGUCGUGUCUACAAAGCCUUCACUGAGGGCCUUUCUGGUGCACAGCUGUUCCUGACUUCAGCCCUGCGCACAGCACUGAUACAGGUGCUAGUGGACGAUGACCUGUACUUGGACAUUGAUCCAAGCAAAGCUGUGGUGCGGUUUCCACCUGAAGAAAGGCUUCGUCAUUUUGGUGCAAAGGAUUCUCCUGACUAUGCGCGCCGUCUAGGGGCUUACAGAGCUUGGACAAUUGAUCGGUUGGCACGGCUUGCUCAGGGUUUUGUGGAAGGCCUGCGCAGCUCAUGGCCCUGGCUUCCAGCGCCAUUGGCAUGGCUGGUGCGCCGUCUGCAUGCCACACUUACCCGUAAUGGAGCUAGUGAGGAUCCUCGUGCAGGAGUGGUUUGCGCAGACCUUGUCUUUGCCUUUUUCAUCUGCCCUGCUGUGGUCAGUCCUGAGCUGCACGGCCUUGUCGACACGCAUAUAACGCCUAUUGCACGCUUCAACCUCAUGCAGGUAGCUCAAAUCAUCCAAGUGCUGGCACUAGCAAGCUGGGAACGUCCAGAUCCACGCUUGUCAGACCUCUAUGAUCGUUUUCCGAGAGACUGCAUCUCAUCUUUGUUGGACUCUCUGCUUUUGGGAGAUGGUGUUGCUGGAAGCCAGAGCUCCCAGGUGGCCACAUCUGUGCCUACCACCACGUCUCUUCAGCAGGAGGAACUGGCACGUGCUGCAUUCCUAGCUUCGGAGGUGCAAUUAGCCACAUUGGUGUCAUUUUUACGGAGUAUAACAUGGCCCACGAGUGAGAGCAGUCAACAGAAAGCUCUUGGCUCUCUACUUGAUCAGCUGCCAUUGCCCUCAGAAGCACCCAGGCAGACAGCAACAAAGGCUUCAGCACCUAAGAAAGGUACAGAUGGUGAAGAUGAUUCAGUGACCUCCGACUCUCUGCCUGAAGAGGUCCUUGUGAUACCGAUGCCAGAUUUCACACUGGAGUGUCCUGGCAUGCUUAGUGAAGAAAAGGUCCUGAGCAUGGAACAGCAGAAGCGGCAGACACGUGUACGGAUGAAUGUUGAACGCGCAGUAGCUGAUGCUUGUGAUGGUGCUGCUGUCGAGACAAUUGAGAAGAGGACCAGGUUUUCGCUUUCACAAGACCAAGAGUCUAUAGGUACAAGCGACAAUCUUGAAGCAGUCUCUGAAGGGGCAUCUAAUCACUCUGUGGCAUCGUCUCUUGAAUUGGAAAAUGAAAACGACAACUAUUCUGACAUGGUUUCUGCAAAUGUCAGUGGGCAUGGAACUCCAAAUGUCAGUGGCAGGGACACGCCUUCAUCUCAGGUAGAAGAAGAAGAGCCAAUGGAACGACCUCCAACGAACCAAAAUCAAGCUGACAUUGAGGACAAGUUUGGCAAAUUUGAAAUCAGCCCAGCCGCUCCAGUUCAAGGGGACGAGACAAAGUCUAUUGUGAGCGACACAUGGAGCACAGAUGUGCUGGCGAGCGAUUCGGAGAUGCUGGAUCAAGUGAACCUGGUGGCACAAAUGCAGCUCCUGGAGACACACUUUCAGUCAACCCUUGAACCUGGUGGUGACACAGGUAGUGAUGCCUGGAGCACUGAUGUGGCUGCCUCGGACAAUGAGCGCCUUCAAGAUGUUGACACUGAUGACACUGGCAGUCUGGCGCGCUCUGAUGAUACCAGGUCUGAAAUAUCUGCUGGAGGAGAUGAAGAAAUUGCACCACCACCGGUGACUGAUCGUCAGGCGCUGCGCCACAGCCAUCAUCAUCAUCAUCACCGGCACCAUCGCCGCAGUAACUUGAGACCGCCACCGCAGUCCCCCAAGCAGCCUCUGAUCCCACAGCAGCAUGGAGUGUCUGCAGCAAUCUGCAGUGAUGGCUCCAUAGGGAUGGUGCAGGCAUCUACAUCACCUCGGGCACCAGUGCCACCUGUGGACACAAUCCUGGAACCUCCACGGGCUUCUGCACCACAAGAACAAGCAUCACCAAUUUUGGACGGUACCUGCUCCCCGACGCACGGCAACUCUUCGACAAGCACUGGGCUGGCACCCGGUGAACUGAGCUUCUUUAACCCUCUGGCUGUGCAAGUGGAGCUACGGCAUCCCGAAAAACUUCAGGUACAGGACGCUGCAACUGCUCUGGGCAGUACUGAUGGAGCUGAAGAGGAUGUGACACCUACUGGCACACAGGCCACACCUUCACCAUCGGGGGGUGUAGCUGCGGGAGAGACCACUCCUCGGACCACUGUCUCCAAAGGAGGUGGAGCUUCUCCGACUCCGCCUUCUGAAGGUAUGCAAAGCCUGGGUCGACUUAGCCUGGCUGUUAAGGAGUUGCCCGAGGAAGAGGCUCUACUGUUGCUCCAGAGUGAGGAAGAAGUUGUCAAGGUUGCCACGGAAGAUGAACGGGGUGCAGGUGACAAAAGAACGAAAAAUUUCUUCAAAGCAAAGCUAUCCCAGUUUAGAUUUAGCUUCAAGCCCAAGCAGCGAAAGUCGAAUGAAGUUACGCAGAAUGGUCCAGACACACCACGCUCUGUUGUUGUUCCCGACUUGGGUCCAGAUGCAGCUGACAUUCUGGAAAAGUACCGAAGUGCAGGCCCAGUAGGGGCCAUUGUAGGCACCAUAGGAGCAGCAGGCAGCAAUGGAGCAUCCCCCAGCACACCCUUGGAGCCCCUGCAGCCGCAGCCACCACCAUCAUCACAGGGAGGAAGCGAGGAGGCUUUGCUGGAGGAUGCUCAGAAGAAACUGCGCCUGGUGCUGGCACUAGCUGAUCUUCCACAGGGGGGCCCACAGGAGCCUGCGGCACUGCUGCAGGGCCUGCUGGCCCAGGCCACACUGCUGCACAACAAGACGCUGGCCUCACACGUGCAUGAGGCUCUUCGCUGCUUGCGCCUCUUGGAUGAGUUGCAGUGUUUGCGUGUGCUCAGGGCUCUCGAAGAUGAGCACCGGCGGCGAGCUCCAUACAUAGCAUACCUAGUGCGCUGCCGCCAGGGAUUGCUGGCACUGCAGGCACAGCUGGAAACACGCCUGCGCCGCACUCAGCGUGACCGUGAUGUUUGCCAGACACACCUUGCCACACUGUGUGUUCGGCACUUUCUUGAUCCCCGUGAGCCACGCCUCCAGGCCUUUUCACGCUCUUUCCAAGGACUCACUGCUGCUGAUGAAAAGGCUCAGUUGGUGGAGCAGUUUUUGCAAUAUCUAUUUCAACAAAUGGAAGUAGACCCAACAUGGCAAAUGGCCAGUGACAUCCAGAUAAACCUUGCUCAGCACACAAUCGAAAGAGCUAUCAUGAGUCAAAUAUAUGUUCAUGCAUUGUACCCCAAUGGAGAUGGAGAUGUCCUCAGAGAUCAGGUGUUGCACCAACACAUACAGAAGCUGUCACGAGUUGUCACCGUGGAGCACCGAGAUCUGCGCAUCCCACGGGCCUAUCAUGCUGAGAGCCCCUGGCCCAGUGCUCAAGCUCAGCUAGGGGCCCUGGCAGCCCACAAAAGCCCACAGGACAAAGUGGCCUGUGUGGCGGCUUGCUGUGCCUCACUUGCCAGUCUGCUAUCAGCUGCUGCAGGUGCACCAGCAGCAGCUGAUGACCUUGUGCCCGUGCUUGUCUUCGUGCUCAUUCGUGCAAACCCACCGCACCUGCUCUCUACCGUCCAGUUUGUGGAGACCUUUCAGCGUGCCACUCGGUGCUGCCAGGGCGAGGCUGCGUACUGGUGGACCCAGUUUUGUGCUGCUAUUGAGUUCAUCAAGACAAUGGACUACUGAAGCUCACACUGCUGGAUUGAACUUCCUUAGUGCACCUAAUUUGGUGGCUUAAGGCAGAGGGGGAAAAGAAGAAAGCAAGGCUGCCUAACGACUCCUCCUUGUCUUCUUUAUAGUAAAGGAGAAAUGAUUUAUGGCAUGCACUUUGAGCUUUUCACUGGCAAGACAAUUUAUAGAGUACAGAGCUCAAAAAUAGCUUUGAUAUGCUGUCAUCUGUAGUGGCAGUUAACAGUCAUAUAUGUCAACAGUUUUGUGCAUAUACAUAUGACUGCCUUUGUUUGAAAAAGAAAGUUAUAAGACCUGUGAGUAAAAGGGGCAUUUUCCCAGCAGGUGCAAGAUUUUAUGGCUACAGCUUUUUCAAGUUUGUAGUUGUGUGUAAAGAGCUGUGAAAGUGUCUUACUUUUGCAGCUUAGUCCAAGUAGCUCAAAUGACAUUACCUGACAAAAAAAAAUGUAAGGUCUACAACUAAAGUUGCACUUUUACAAUAACAUCAGCUAGAGUGGUUUGCUUGUGUGUCCCCUCAAAGUGUCAAAAAUAUUAAAUGAAGUUGGCUUUGCUUGAUGGAUCUUAUAGCACAUUUAUAUGAUGCAACAGUUUUCACAUAUUCAAAGAUGACUCACAGGGAACUGCUUAAACAAAUUUAGCCAUGAUAUAGAUGAGGCACAUACUCAUUCUUGGAGAGCAGGGGGUUAAUAAAAGGGCGCAUUGAAUUGUUAUAGGUGGCGGGCAUAGUUUACUAGAGUUCAGGAAUGGGCUAAUAUCUCCUUGUGCUUAUGUGCAAUUUAACACCAAAGAAUAACAUAAUUACAUUAAGUGACAUGAGUUACUGAAGCAAUAGGACAUUAUCCUGAAUCAGAUCACACAUGUUAGCUCAAGAGCUGUGUACAGUUGACGUAAUGCAGGCAUGGCACUGUAGUGGCAUUGCAAGGCACACCAACGUGGGUAGUGGCUGUGAAAACAAGGUGUUUGAGUUGUGUCCUGCUAAGUGGAAAGGGCUAGCUUAUUGCUUUCCUUAGCGAGUAGGUUGCAUUUGGCAUAGAUUGAUUUGUGCCAUCUCAGUGCUGCAUGCUACUAGGUUCGACCACAUGUUAUGAACCUUAGUGGUGUGGGUUGUGUGCUUCCAAAUGGUAAAAAAAAAGGCUGCAAGUUGCUGGAUGUCCACAUUUACACAUCUGGACGCGUUGCAGCAAAAAGAUAAUUUUUCAUUGCAUCAACUAACACUUUCAACUUCAUACUUGUACUGAUUGUACUGACUUAUCCCACUCUUCUUGUGUGUUUACCCAGAAAAUUGUCAUGAUGAGAACUCUACCACUUGGGCUAGGUUGUGGUGUCAUGGCAUCUGGGAUGAUAACAGAUUAGUUUGAGUGGCAGAGGUUGCUAUGUAUGCUUUCUCAGCAUGUCAAGUGCAAGAAGGAGUGACCAUGGUUCUAGUGACACAAGUUUACAUUGUAGCAAAUUAUAAGCAAAUUGUGUUAUUUAACAUUUUGUGCUCACCUCAAUACAGGGCUUGGAGCACGUGGGCAGAGAGUAUUCUUUUAUGGUGUAAAGUUUGCAUUAUGCAUGUGAUAUAAAUUAUCAUAUGUUGAGAAACGAGGAUGCUUAUAACUUAAAGUAAGCAAGCUUAUGUGCUUAUUUUAAGUAAGCAAACAUGGAACAAUGCAGCUUUCCUAGUAUUUAGCACUCUGCAGGAAUGGUAAAAUGCCAGGAUGCAAUGCCUCCUUAAUUGUCUGGCAGUAGUAAAUGAGUGAUAUGUUGUGUUAUUCCUCUACAUGUAAUUAACACCUUGGCUGCUAAAACCUGAGUAAGUUGUGUAUAGCCUAUCGAGCAAUCUGAAUUGUUGAAGCACGCAGCUUGGUCUACUGAUAGUAGUACUUUACAUUGAUGAAAAUGCUCGCGGCACAAAAGUGGUGUGUGCAUUUCAAUCUAUGCACCGACCACAUUUUCACUUUUGUCUGCAGGGAAGUUACGUGCGUGUUGGUAUUCAUAGCACAUUAAAAUGAGCAAAGCCAGUAAUCUGCUUUGGUGUCGUCACGUUCAUGCUCAAAGCACUCAAUACAUUUUCCUUGUGGCUGCUGCCAGCUACCAAUAUUCGAUUGGCGUUAAAGGUGGCUUCAGCCGCAUGCUUUUAACUUGGGAAUAGCUUUUAGGCACUCCAUAUGAUGCACAUAAUCUUAUACUGAAUCUGUGUUAAUAGUGUGCCUGUGUUAUCAACAUGCUGGCUUGUGUAAUUUUUUUUUUUUCAGUCAUGAGAUGCUUUCAAAGCUUUUAUUGGCUACUACAGCCAGUGCAUGGCCUGUAAAGCAUUCUCAGGUGUACUGUUCUUCAACCCUGUCUGCAACUACUGCCAUGUAGCUCUGAGCAUCAGGCUGCUUGCCGAGGCAGAUAGAAAAUUCUGAUGUUUUAAAGCUCCCACCAUCUCUAAACUUAUGUCCAUGAUAGAACUGCUUUUCAGCAUAAGACUUGCACACUACAGAAAAGUAACACAUGAGAAGUUAUUAAAUCUGACAGGGUAGGAAUUGUAAUUUUAUGUAUAGGGGUGCUUAGGCACCUGCCUCUGAAAAACACCAAGUAGAGCUCUUACUGUGUUGUCAUUAUACUACAGAGAGCCUGUAAUUGUGUCGGAAAAGCAAAAAGCAUGUGCUGCAAGAUUAUGAAAUGAAAUCGAUAAUGAAGAUCUAUUUGAGUGUGUGCAGUGAGAUACCUAAUCAGAGUUUAUGCUGGAAGUGCUAGGUUUGAGCGCACAUAUCUUCAGUCCCAUGAAAAAAAAAAAAAAACUAACAUCAACACAUAUGUUAGCAUCAAGCACAAAACUGAGGCUUCACUACCUACAUUCAUCACCUGCAUUAGUCCUGAUGGGCCUCAUCCACCCUUGCAUGGCAUGCAACCCCUGGCCCAAUCAAAUGCAGGUGCAGUGCAAAGCAAUGCAGCAGCUGAGACGGGCAGUAUCACUGCAGCUUCAGAUGCUUGCUGCAGAAGAUGGUGUUAGUGAAAACGAAGCACCUUAUUGACAAUAAUUUGUUUCCUGCAUGAAGAUGCCACAAAUGGUUAUUAUUCAGGCAGCAAUACCCGGCAUUUAUCAAUCAAUCCACAACUAUAGGCUUAUUCAAGAUAGCCCAUCAUCGUGUUGCGACAAUUGGUUGGUUUAGGCAACCAGUGCUUGGUGAAAGAAGCCCAUGAAUUUUAAUAUUCCCAUUAAGGUGGUUUUAUUUAUUUAUUUACUAUUUUUGCAAAAAUUGGGUCAGAAGGUGACAUGAGAAUGCACGGGCCUGCAUUAGCAACUUCACCCAUCCAAUACCGCCACAUGCAAUUUGCAUGCAGAAACGUAUCCUGCAGGCCACUUGGUAUGGAAUGGUAUGCAAGAAAGCUACGCAAGCGUCAGUAGUUGUACAGUACAGAAAGGAAUGCCAGGAAGGUCAUUUGUUUGAGUAUAAGCACUUUAUAAGUCAACACAUGGAUCUUAUUGUAUGCACCGAUACCUGUCGCGUAAAAUAGAUUCGCGUAAUGCUAAAGUCUCUUGUUCAUCAAACAUUCAGCUCCUUGGCUGAUAAACAUAAUACAGUGUCGCAAAGGCAUUUCAAAGGCCCUUGAACCUGUCUAUAGACUCAAUGACAAAGUGAGUACUGCUACAGAGCUUCAAUGGCCAUCAAAUCAAUAGUAAGGAGUAGAGAGAAUCGCAUGGAAGUCUAUUGAGACCUGGGAGGCAUUCAAGCAGUAUACUCCUACAUCCUUGUCUUAACAUGUUGACACUACAAGCUUUCAGUUUGUCUAUGCUUCCUGAACUAGUUAAGGAGCUGCACUUGUUCAUUUGACCUGUUGAAUUCUUUGUGCAAAAUCAGUUGACAGAAUUCCCUGCACUUACAGCAGAGGUAGUGCAGCACUCAUGCAGGAGUUGCCGGGCUGAUUCUAUGUGAACAUGAAACAUGCGCUUAACAGCCAUGAACUAGUCAUGAAGUGUAAGACAAAUAUAAUGGAUCUUACACUAACAUGCUGCAAAUGAAGAAUUUGGGGAGAAUAAUAACAAAUAACUUAUCUAUUUUAUUUUCUUGCAUGAAGAGAGAGAGCGAGAGAGAGACUUUAAUGGUACAAAAUUGCACUGGGGCACUCCCCGAUGGGAGGCCUCAGUCGUGGUUGGAGACCUCAGUCCAGGACCCCAAGAGUGUGGCGUUCACACUGUUAUGCAAAUACUGCAGUCAUGAUCAUUGUUGCCAUAGCCCAAUAACAAAACUAAGCCUAAUCCAUGGAAACUGCACAAGUGCAUAAAAGAAGCAUAAAAAUAUGAAAAUUAACUUUGGUACUCUGAAUAUAUCUUUAAAAAAGCACUGCACAGCAAUAACAUACACUUUAAACUUUUUAGAUUCAUUUUUGUAGCUGGUUGCUUUCAGAGAUGCAGAAUUGUCGCUGGCAAUUAUUGUGCUGCAAGAAUUUGGUGUCAGAUUAUUCAAACACUUAAGUGGCAUUUAGCUUUCCCAUGUAGUGGUAGCACAAAUCCUUCCAGUUGAUAGUGUUUAAGAACCUUGGAGUACAUUGACUCCCAUAAUGUGCCCAUACGGUGCAGCUAUGUUUGAGGCCUCUAUCAAAAAUGAUGCGAGGCAUUAUGUGCAUAAUUAUCCUGUGAAUCUCAAUAGAAAAUUUUGGAGUGCAAGUUAAGAAAUAUUUCAGCCAAAGUAUCUUUUACUCCAUCAUUAAUUCAGCGUCAGUCUUCAUUUGAAUGAUUCAUUGGAUUCUCCAAGCCAACUGUCCUGCAAGGCUUCAUUCCUAUCGAGGACAUUCCUGAAGCAAUGGGCACUUGUGGAUAGGAGGCAUGCAUGAGUACAAAGGCACUGGUUAAUGCUGUGAACUGAGAAUUGUUUUUUGAUCAUUUUUUUUUUUAAUUUGGGAAAUUUACCAUAAGGCAUACAUAGCAAAAAAAAAUUAGCCCUGUAUGAUACAAGCACUGAAGUCUAGAAAGAUCUAGCUCUGCUAAACCUGUCCUUCAUCAUCCCUCCUCUUCAUGGAGUGGUUAAAAAAGACAAGGACUGUUCAAACUCCGAGCUGUAAAGAGGCAGAAUCCACUUAUGGAGUCCAAAUAAAUAGCAUCUUUCCUUUCAUUUUUGAAAAGACACCGGGCCAGGUCUGUGGACAAGAGAAAAGAUUUCUUGGCUGGAGAAGGGCCUUGAGGCAGCUGAUUUCGGAAUCGUUGCCAAUUUUUGUUUCAUUCAUCCAAACAAUUAUUUAUUUAUAGCUGUGCAUAAUGUUAUGUAAAAUUCACCUAGCAACCUAGAAAUGGUUGAAAGAAAUAAUUGCGUGUUCAAUCUUCUAAAAGCAGCCUUGGGUGGCAUGUUUUGCAACAAAAAUAACAAUCAAGCGCACGUCGGUGAGACAAUGGCCUACUGAAAGAGCACUAAAGGGACACUAAAGAGCCACGUCAGUUUAGUCAGGUGAAACACUUUUCAAGACUUGAUUUGCAUUCAUUUGGAGGAAAAGAGGUUGGUUUUCAGUAGAUGAAAUGAAGAGUAAAGUUUCUCCUUGGGUUUUCCAUUCAAAUCGCUACGCCAGUACAUUAAUAUGAAGUAUUAAAGUAUUUCACGUGCUUCAAAGUAUUUUCACAUGCUUGGGCCAUCUUUUUUAACAAUUUCUCAAAACUUGGUUUAUUUUUUUAUUCCUUCAGUAUGCAAUGUAAUCCUUGUUUAUUGAUGGACACUGUUAAAGUCUCGCAGCAUCACAAGCAACUAGCAUGGAAACCUAAGCCUUUCUCAUAUUUUGCAUCUUUUCUGGUUUACCAAGGCUGUGCUCACAAUAAGACUGAAAUUAGUGCCAUAGGUUUGCAGGCACCAGUAAAGGAAUGCAACAAGGUGCGCCCGUGUUGGGUUGAAAGCUUGUUCAGAAGUGUCAGCUAUUUUAAAUAACCAUCAUAUUGUGUGCAGUAUUAUCAGUCAUUUGUUGUUUAUUUGCAAAUCAUUGUAUUUUCCAUAUCCGUUGGUUAGCUAAAACACAAUAGUUGCUGUCCUCACCAUACUAUUGAACAGUGCAUGGUGGUUUUAAGUAUGAUUAAAUGACAAAUCAAUUGAGGCAUCUUAGCAGCCCUAAUUGACAUAACUAGCAAAUGCACAUCAAAUAACAUUUUUGAAGGGAUCAGUGCAAGUCGUGGAGUGUUAAAAGCAAAGCAAUAUUUACUGGCUGCAUCCCCCCCCCAGCUUUUCAGGAUAUGAAAUUCACUGAAGUCAAACUAGGUUUACGCUUACCUUGUUUUGUGCGACACCAUUGCAGUACAUAGGAAAAAGCCGUUGAGCAUAGUUUAAAAUACCACAAGCGGUAAACAAGACUGUAUGAACUGUAUACGGAGAAGUAAACACCCGUUUGGGGGGGUGUUUCUUCCGAUUCCUCAUUUCUUUCCUUCGUUUAUGCUCAUAUUUGGCUUGCUUCAAUGUACCCUAUCAGUGCCUAUUUUUGGCAGCCUGGUUAUUAAAGUUAGUAUGAAUACUUCAGUGCAUCGUUUGGCAAUGCUUGGUGACUAAGCAUGCUAGAAGUCCAUAUAUAACGCAAGUCACUAGUUUAUUUCACACAAGUAAUUUUUUAUUACUUUUGUGUUUUGUGGAUGGACACAAUGUGACCAUGUAAUUGCAAGUGCAAAAGUGCCACAAGAUUUUGUUUGUGUUCUCGUUCAGAGAGUGUUAAUCAAAUGCCAGAAGUAUUGUGCAAGCACCUAUUUUUUCUUUUUUUUCAAGUGUAGAUUUAUUUGUUGACUUUUGAAAUGUAUGAAAAAUAGUUAAAGGUUAUGUGCAUAAGCAUAUACCUAUAUUCAAGAAAAGGUUUGCUGUGAACACUGUUGAUCAGUCUUGCUGUACAAUCAAGUCAGCUCCAGGCCCAUGUGUGCUGAUUUUAAUGUAUGCGACAGAACGCAAUGUUCUUACUUAUUAAAAAAUAGAAGUAAAUAUUAUCAUUGGCAGAUUGUUCAUGUAUAUCAUUACAACAAGAGUAUUUCUUGACACAUGCACAUAUAAAUUAGCUUAAUACAGUGGUUUAUGUAGUACUUUUUUGCUAUAGUUAAACUUGAAUGUGUUGCUGUUUGUAAUCAUUUAAUGUCAGGAUUAACCACCAGCUUUGUUUUAAUGCUGGUUAGUUUUGUGAGUGAGAUUUUUGUAUGUCUGAGAUUAAUGAAGCAGCUUGGUUGUAUUUUGUA